GUUACAUUUCCAUCUCCCUUUACUAUGGUUUGCCCCCGAUGAUCUGGUACUUCCCGCUUCAGGUUUUGGAAAUCACUGGCUAUGAAGUCUUCGCUGCUGCUUAUGUCACACCUUUAAUAUUAAACAUCUCGGCAGUGUGGAAAUUGGCUAAUAACAAGUAUGUCCUUGCCCUUCUCAGGCUGAUCACUCUCGCGAGCAUUGCUUCGUACCAAGCCUCUCACACUGUCACCCGUCUCUUAACUUUGGCUCUUGGUGUAUGUGCGGCUCUACUUGUUCAAAGUGUCACGUGGUGGUCAGCAAACAGCCAGCAAAGGCUCUGCAGAGUUUGGGGUUUCAUUCUGGGUCAUAUUCUACAACUUGUUAUAAGGAUCUGGAGCAUCUCCCUGAACCCAGUGUGGGCCAACAACAUGUUCAACUCUGUAAUACUGGCUCUGGGUGCCAUUGUGACUUUGGAGAGAAUACGCUUAG
Messenger RNA from Amblyraja radiata (thorny skate), 468 nucleotides. Its product is annotated as PGAP2-interacting protein-like. The transcript is spliced from 3 exons. The annotation marks the transcript as partial. Lineage: Eukaryota; Metazoa; Chordata; Chondrichthyes; Rajiformes; Rajidae. The record is from RefSeq and is a predicted model, not a curated record.